GUGAAUGACAACAGAGCUGCUUGAGGCGGGAACUCUGAGCUGAGCAGUGGAGGUUUCUUUGGAUCUGGAGAGAAGAGUGACCUUGGAGCCAAUAACGAGCCAUCCUGACUACAGAAUGAAUCUCCGGCCCCUGGGGACCCCCAGAGGUGUGUCCACUGUGGCUGGCCCACAUGACAUUGGUGCUUCGCCAGGUGACAAAAAGUCAAAGAACAAGUCCACACGAGGGAAGAAAAAGAGCAUAUUUGAAACUUACAUGUUCAAGGAGGAUGUUUCGGAAGGCUUGAAGAGAGGAACACUCAUCCAGGGUGUAUUGAGAAUUAAUCCAAAGAAGUUUCAUGAAGCCUUCAUUCCUUCCCCGGAUGGUGAUCGAGACAUUUUUAUUGAUGGGGUUGUUGCUCGUAAUAGAGCCUUAAAUGGGGAUCUGGUGGUCGUGAAACUACUUCCCGAGGAGCAGUGGAAGGUAGUUAAACCAGAGAACAAUGACAAAGAAACAGAAGCUGCAUAUGAAUCAGAUAUCCCCGAGGAGCUCUGUGGACACCAUCUCCUGCAACAGUCCCUGAAAAGCUAUAAUGACAGUCCUGAUGUCAUUAUAGAGGCUCAGUUUGAUGGUAGCGACUCAGAAGAUGGACAUGGCAUCACACAAAAUGUGCUGGUUGAUGGUGUUAAGAAACUCUCAGUUUGUGUUUCUGAAAAAGGAAGAGAGGAUGGUGAUGCACCGGUUACAAGAGAUGAGACCACCUGCAUUUCACAAGACACAAGAGCUUUACCGGAGAAAUCCCUGCAAAGAUCAGCAAAGGUGGUUUACAUCUUGGAGAAAAAACAUUCUCGAGCAGCAACCGGCUUCCUCAAACUCUUGGCUGAUAAGAACAGCGAACUGUUUAAGAAAUACGCCCUGUUUUCUCCCUCAGACCACCGAGUGCCUAGAAUUUAUGUGCCUCUCAAGGACUGUCCCCAGGACUUUGUGGCACGGCCUAAAGAUUAUGCCAACACACUCUUCAUCUGCCGCAUUGUGGACUGGAAGGAGGACUGCAGUUUUGCCCUGGGGCAGCUGGCUAAGAGUCUUGGGCAGGCUGGUGAAAUUGAGCCUGAAACAGAAGGAAUACUAACAGAGUAUGGCGUGGAUUUCUCUGAUUUCUCUUCAGAAGUUCUAGAAUGUCUUCCUCAAGGCCUGCCAUGGACAAUUCCACCAGAGGAGUUCAACAAGAGAAGAGAUUUAAGAAAAGACUGUAUCUUCACCAUUGACCCAUCAACCGCCCGAGACCUCGAUGACGCCCUCUCCUGCAAGCCACUCGCUGAUGGCAACUUCGAAGUGGGAGUUCACAUUGCUGACGUGAGUUACUUUGUUCCGGAGGGAUCCGAUCUGGAUAAAGUGGCUGCUGAGAGGGCCACAAGUGUCUACUUGGUUCAAAAGGUGGUCCCCAUGCUUCCCAGGCUGCUGUGUGAGGAGCUGUGCAGCCUCAACCCCAUGUCUGACAAGCUGACCUUCUCUGUGAUCUGGACACUGACUCCAGAGGGCAAGAUCCUUGAUGAAUGGUUUGGCCGGACCAUCAUCUGCUCCUGUACCAAACUUAGCUACGAGCAUGCACAGAGCAUGAUUGAAAGCCCAACUGAGAAAAUCCCUGCGAAAGAGCUGCCCCCCAUUUCCCCAGAGCAUAGCAGCGAGGAGGUACACCAGGCCGUCUUGAAUCUCCACCGAAUUGCCAAGCAAUUACGCCAGCAGCGCUUUGCGGACGGCGCACUUCGUUUGGAUCAGCUAAAGCUUGCUUUCACUCUGGACCACGAGACCGGAUUGCCUCAGGGAUGUCAUAUCUAUGAGUACCGCGACAGCAACAAGCUCGUGGAGGAGUUCAUGCUCUUGGCCAACAUGGCAGUGGCCCACAAGAUCCACCGCGCCUUCCCCGAGCAGGCCCUGCUGCGCCGGCACCCCCCACCCCAGACAAGGAUGCUCAAUGACCUGGUGGAAUUCUGCGACCAGAUGGGGCUGCCCGUGGACUUCAGCUCCGCAGGAGCCCUCAAUAAAAGCCUGACCCAAACAUUUGGAGAUGACAAGUACUCACUGGCCCGGAAGGAGGUGCUCACCAACAUGUGCUCCCGGCCCAUGCAGGGCCUGAGCAUCCUGGGACCAGGACCCCAGAGGACCCUCGGGCCAGCGGGAGCAGUGGGUGCUGGUGAGUCAGCUCUGGGCCCCAGCCCAGCCCAGGGGCAGGGACAGGCUGUAUUUCAGGGGCUUGGUCACACAGCAGAUUCAGUCUGUUCACAAGAACUGGAUGGCUUCAGCUGACCCUAGUGGAUUUAUUUUCUGACACUUCAGGCUCUGCUGGGCUUGAAGCCAUCAGGACCUGCUUGGGCCUGGCCGCCCUGACCUGCCCCCAGUCACAAGUGUCUGCCCAGCCAAGCACCUGCGGCACCCACAGCUGAGAGGGGCUGGGCCGUGCCUGCGGGGCUGUCUGUGUUCUACACUCCAGUGGCUCUAGGCCUGGCAGAGAUGGCACAGCAGCCCCUGAGUCCCAGAACUGCCAGUGGCUCUGCCCAUCUGGGGCCCCUCCCAUGCCCCUGCCUCUAAUGCCAUCACCUUCAAGGAGGUACAAGCUAAGCUGGAGUUUCAGGGAUCAGAGCCGCUCCAGAGUCAGCCAGAGCCUGAAAAGGCUGCAUUCUCCUGGCUCGCCUGCCAGGGAGCUCAGACGUGCCCUUGCCUGGGAAUCCAAUGGCAGGGAGUCACCAGAAGGUCUGCAGUGCUCCUGUUCCUCGGCCCCGGGAACUGUGCUAGGGACAGGGCAGGGCAGCAGCAGAGAGCACAGAAAGGUGUGAGGGGACACGCAGUCCCUAGUGAGCUUCUGCAUCAGGACACCAGGGCUAUCUCAGGAGGAGGGCUGGGCCUGUGGGAAAGCCAUGGUCCCCACCCAUCCCACCCGACCCUGAGCCACCUCCACCAGCCAGGAGGGGCCAGGGCCCUUCAUCAACCUCACCCAGGUCAUCUGGGGAAGUGGGCCACCGCUGAGAACAAAGCCCAGAUGUGUCUGGGAGUGGAGGCUGUGCCCACCUCCCCCAGAGACUUGCCCCCAACUUAACCCAGGGCCCAGCAGGGGCUGGAAGGGAAGUGGAGUUAGGGAGCCCAGCAGGUCACCACCAGCUACGCCCUGGAUUCCAGGGCCCAUGUGCACAGAGUAAUGGGAGCUGGCUGUCUGUCUGGCCAAGGGCACAGGAGGGUGAGUGUAUAUAGCAGCCAGGGAGCAAGGGAGCCAGCGAGACACACAGGAGUGACUUUGGACCUCUGCAAGGAACCCGUUCACUCGCUCCCAGGCAGCAGCACUGGCCUUUACACUCAGCCCUGAAAACGGGGGGACUGCAGGACAAGCAGCUUCAGGGGCUUGUGGCCCCAGCUGGGACGGGCUAUGUGCUGGUCCCUAGAGACUCUGGGUAUCUCCCCCUGUCCCAGCCCUGCCUCCUGCCCAGAACAAAGGUCUCUGGAACUCCGCCCUCUGUGUCUCAGCCCCUGGGAGGGUCAGAUGGUUGGAGAUGAGAAGGGCCAAGUCUGACAGGCUGGAAACUGCCUCUCUUGGCGGCUGUGGGGUGGAGUACUGGUGAGCACAGAGGUGCCCAGGUGAAGUGUGGCUUCAGCUGGGCAGGAUCAGUGCCAGAGGGGAUGAGGAUGGCCCCGACCAAAGGGGGGCCUGGGCCAGAGAGGAAGCACCCAGGAGCCUGAGGCCCUUAUUGCACAAGGCAGGGGGUCCUGGGCUUUCUCUCCCUCCUCCCACUCUGGCCAGAUGGGAGGAUGGACGUUGCCUCCUUGAACAAAGACCCACAGGCUCCUUGGCUUCUGCUUGUGUCUCCAGCAGACACUGUCUGCAGCCCCCAUUGCAACAAAACUGCAGGCCUCCUCCUCCUCAUCGUCCACCUCCACCACCACUUUCUCCUCUUUCUCCUCCACCGUCACCUCCUCGUCCUCCGCCACCACCACCUCCUCGUCCUCUUCCUCCUCCUCCUCCACCAUCGCCUCCUCCUCCUACUCCGCUGCCACCACCUCCUCCUCCUCCCUUACCUUUCUUUCUUCUUCCUUCUUCCUGGCGAUGGUAGCUGCCCCAGCCCCAUGCUGGGGAAGGGUAGACCAGAGACUCUUCCCUCCUGGUGGUGCUCAGCAGUAACUCAGCAGGGACUGGACUUGGGAGGCUCAGCUCGUGCCCCCUACCCUGAUAGCAUCCUGGGGGUUCCUGGCUCUCUGGUCCUCAGCGGGGUGGACCUGUCCAGGCCAUUCUCAGUGCUGCCACCUUGAGGGCAUCUGGGAGGCCCAGGCAGGCCAGAUUUGUCUCCUGGAAAGGAC
Messenger RNA from Rhinopithecus roxellana (golden snub-nosed monkey), 4318 nucleotides. RefSeq names its product DIS3-like exonuclease 2. Gene Ontology annotation, biological process: miRNA catabolic process. The transcript has 16 exons. NCBI's taxonomy places the organism in Eukaryota, Metazoa, Chordata, Mammalia, Primates, Cercopithecidae. Gene Ontology annotation, cellular component: P-body; exosome (RNase complex). Bases 116 to 2281 code for a protein of 721 amino acids. Gene Ontology annotation, molecular function: RNA binding; 3'-5'-RNA exonuclease activity. The record is from RefSeq and is a predicted model, not a curated record.